Ostertagia ostertagi is the source of this 354-nucleotide messenger RNA. Lineage: Eukaryota; Metazoa; Nematoda; Chromadorea; Rhabditida; Trichostrongylidae. The record is from the annotation of a GenBank genome assembly.
AUGCAAGUGUUUUGGAUCCCUAGGGAGCUAAAUGACGAGGCAGAUGACGCUUCCAGAAUCAUAGACCCGAAUGGAUGGUCAAUCCUUGACUCAGUCUUUGACAAACUUAACGAACAUGGUUCUGCGAGGGCUCCUCGGCCGUCGACGUCUUCAACGAGUCAGCGUCCAAAUUCUGGUGUGAACAUUAUUGCUGAGAUGGACGAGACUUCUCCAAAUACAGCGCAAAGGCCCGAAAACUGUGCCAGGCAGGCUCACAGCCAUCUCGACUCAACAACUUCAAUACAGUCCAUCGCCCAAUCCGACCACUUUUCGCUCGACGCCGAUCUGAGAAUGGUUCACCUUUUGUUCGGUCUC